Messenger RNA from Otolemur garnettii (small-eared galago), 1182 nucleotides. Its product is annotated as HLA class I histocompatibility antigen, A-36 alpha chain. The transcript has 4 exons. Gene Ontology annotation, molecular function: peptide antigen binding; signaling receptor binding. Gene Ontology annotation, cellular component: external side of plasma membrane. The record is from RefSeq and is a predicted model, not a curated record. NCBI's taxonomy places the organism in Eukaryota, Metazoa, Chordata, Mammalia, Primates, Galagidae. Gene Ontology annotation, biological process: immune response; antigen processing and presentation of endogenous peptide antigen via MHC class Ib; positive regulation of T cell mediated cytotoxicity.
ACCCCUAGGAUGAAGGUCACGGCGCCCCGAACCCUCCUCCUGCUACUCUCCGGGGUCCUGGUCCUGACCGAGACCUAGGCGGGGUCACACUCUCUGCGGUAUUUCCACACCUCUGUGUCCCGGCCCGGCCGCGGGGAGCCCCGCUUCAUCGAAGUCGGCUACGUGGACAACACGCAGUUCGUGCGGUUUGACAGCUACGCGGAGAAUCCGAGGAUGGAGCCGCGGGCGCCGUGGAUAGAGCGGGAGGGGCCGGAAUAUUGGGACGAGCAGACACGGCGCGCCAAGGGCCACUCACAGACUUUCUGAGCGAACUUGAGGACCCUCUGCGGCUACUACAACCAGAGCGAGGACGAUGAGCGACCCCGGGCCCCGGGUGCAGAGUCUGACACUCUGCAGUGGAUGCACGGCUGCGACGUGGGACCGGACGGGCGCUUCCUCCGCGGGUACGAGCAGGUCGCCUACGAUGAUGCGGAUUAUCUCUUCCUGAACGAGGACCUGCGCUCCUGGACCGCGGCGAACCCAGCAGCUCAGAUCUCAAAGCACAAAUCAGAUAUGACUGGUGAGGCGGAGUUCCAGAGGGCCUACCUGGAGGAAGAAUGCGUGGAGUGGCUCCGCAGAUACCUGGACAGCGGGAAGGACGCGCUGCAGCGCUCGGACCCCCCAAACACAUAUAUCACCCACCACACAGUCUCUGACUGUGAGGCCAUCCUGAGAUGCUGGGCCCUGGGCUUCUACCCUGCAAAGAUCACACUGACCUGGCAGCAGGAUGGGGAGGACCAGACCAACAACACAGAGCUUACAGAGACCAGGCCUGCAGGGGAUGGAACCUUCCAGAAGUGGGCAGCUGUGGUGGUCCCUUCUAGAGAGGAGCAGAGAUAUACCUGCCAUGUGCAACACGAAGGGCUUCAGGAGCCCCUCACCCUGAGAUUGGGUAAGGAGAGGGAUGGAGAGGGUGUUAUGUCUUCUUGAGGAAAGCCCUCCAGCUGGCUCAGGGCUAAGGCUUAGGGUUGAAAGAUAAGUCAACAUGACCUCUGAGAGAAAAUCCCCUAGGUUCCACCAAAGCUGCACCACCUCUUUACCUGCUCUGAGUCUUUCUUUCCCUGUCUGUACAAAGGAUGCAUAUUGGGUUCAUCAUGGAUUUGCCCUGAAGAUUAAUUAAUUCUAUAUGUAAAAUAUACAUUA